Penicillium lagena is the source of this 3567-nucleotide messenger RNA. RefSeq names its product GTPase-activating protein LRG1. The transcript has 3 exons. Gene Ontology annotation, cellular component: cytoplasm. Bases 1 to 3567 code for a protein of 1188 amino acids. Gene Ontology annotation, biological process: actin cytoskeleton organization; signal transduction. The record is from RefSeq and is a predicted model, not a curated record. NCBI's taxonomy places the organism in Eukaryota, Fungi, Ascomycota, Eurotiomycetes, Eurotiales, Aspergillaceae.
AUGCCCCCAGGUGAACUCCCGGCUAGCCUGGUCGCAGGCAAUCCCAGCGGCCGGCCCACAGUGAACACAUCCGGCUAUGGGGGCAGUUACCAGAACACUCCGACCUCGCCUGAAGACAGCAUUAUCCCCCCGUUUGAUUCUCCAACAACGCAAAGCGCCCCGCAUAAUGGGCCACCCACCCAAGGGGAUGGCCGUACAAGUCGUGGGCUGGAACCUGAUCAGCCUUCAUACCGUGAACGAUCGAAUGCUAGAGACCGAUCACGGCCCAAUGGACGUCCACCUAACAAGUCGCCUGGUAGCUCACGCGCGUGUCUGAAGUGCGGAAACCCACUAACAGGCCAGUUCGUGCGAGCUCUGGGUGGCACGUUUCAUUUGGAGUGUUUCAGAUGCGAGGACUGUGGAGAAAUCGUUGCUUCAAAAUUCUUUCCCGUUGAUUCAGAAGACGGAAAUGGCCAGUACCCGCUUUGCGAGACCGAUUACUUCAGACGCUUGAAUCUCCUCUGCCAUGAAUGUGGCGGCGCCUUGCGUGGAUCAUACAUCACCGCUCUAGACCGCAAGUAUCACAUCGAGCAUUUCACCUGCUCAGCAUGUCCCACCGUGUUCGGCGCUCAGGAUUCCUAUUAUGAGCACGAAGGGAAGGUGUUCUGUCACUUCCAUUACUCUACUCAAUUCGCCCAGCGGUGUCAUGGCUGUCACACAGCCAUCCUGAAGCAGUUUGUCGAGAUCUUCCGCAAUGGCCAGAAUCAGCACUGGCACCCUGAAUGUUACAUGAUCCACAAGUUUUGGAAUGUCCGGCUAUCACCAGCCGGUCAAACCUGGGAGCCGCCUCCAGUGGAUGCGGAUGCCAGUACUGAAGAGCGGGAGCGAAUUCGACGAGAAGAAGAUCAGAUGGAAGAGAAGGUUUACAGUAUCUGGAGUACUCUCUCCACCUUUGAAGAGUCAUCGGCCGCGUGCAUCUCGGACAUGCUGUUGCAUGUCAGCAAUGGUGCCUACAUUGAUGGUGUUCUUGUGGCCAAGCGCUUUAUUAGCCAUGUCGAUAUUCUUUUCACGGCAGUCGACAAAUUGGCCGCAUUCAUCAAUGCCGAGGGAUUGAAGGACUUGGCUUAUGGCCGCGAGUCCAAACUCCUUUGCAAGAAGAUUGUAGCGUUCUUUGCUCUUCUGUCGAAAACUCAAGAGACCGGCGUGCGCAAGCUGGGCGUCACUCAAGAACUUCUGUCGCUGGUGACCGGGCUCGCUCACUACCUGAAGCUCCUCAUCCGCAUCGGGUUGCAGGGCGCUCUCAAACUUGAACGGGAGAAGUCUGCGCCUGAUGGACUUCACCAAUUUCUGACACAGCUUUCAAAUCUCGACUCGCUCACUCUACCAGAGGAUGAAGAGGCCCCCAUCGACCUGAUGGCUGGGGUUGAGGGUUUGGCUGAUCAGCUCUCGGACUGCUGCAUCGCCUGCAAAGAACCGAUUGACGACGAGUGCGUCAUGUGGGGAGAGCGCCGAUGGCACCUCAGGCCGGCCCAUUUGGCAUGCUCGGGCUGUGAAAAGGACCUGACGAUUGAGCUGUCAGACGCAUUGUGGAAUGAAAGCGAGCAACGUGUGUAUUGCAAUGCAUGUGCGAGCCAUGCCAAUCUGGGUCCCAGUGUCCAAGGAGGCUUCGUGCGUGUGACCAAACUGCAGCAGUUCGUCUUCCUCCUUAAGGUGGCACUCGCCCGACUUCUUGCUGUGCUUCGGGCGGGAGGAACACUGCCUCACACAUCGGACGACCCCAAUCUCCAGGACUAUGAGAGCACAGAAGGACAUCGAGUUCAACCCAGCAAGAACCGCCGGUCAAACACGCGCUCCCAUUCGUACAGUACUAGCCGGGAUGGCCAAGAGGAGUCGUCUCUGGAACAGACAGUGGGCGAAAUGCGCCGCCUUCGCUCAAUUCGCAAUGAACGGACCCUGUCCACCACAUACAAGAGGGCCCGUGCAUCCCGCAUCAUCGAUGGCCCCGAAGGCCGGAGCGCACGACCCGGAUCGUCUGGCGCAGACGGCAGCGAUCCACGGGGUCCUGGAUUCCAAAUUGUUGAAGAGAGAGACGCCAAUGGAGAGACCGUGACAGAUCUGACCUUCGGCAACCAAGACGCUUUAACGCUCGAUGACAUCCCGCGGAUUGUUGCGGCCGAGCAAGCCAAGGAGCAACGGCCCAAUGCCUACAAGCAUGCUGGCACCAAGCUUAUUGGGGCCGGAGAGCCGAUGGCGAAAUACAACCGCGGCCACCAACGAGAAAUGUCAGGGGGCAAUCUGGACAUGAUCAUGGAGCCCACUGGUCGUACCAAGCGGUACUUCUCGGAACUCACUGCAUUGGAGUAUUUCAUUGUUCGCCACGUCGCUGUACUGUCGAUGGAACCUUUGCUGGAAGGUCAUUUCAAUUUGGAGGAACUGCUGUCUCUCAUCGAGUCGCGCAAGCCGACCAUCUGGAACAUCUUUGGCCGUGCUUUCAAGGACAACAAGAAAGCUGGCAAGAAGAAGGGUGUCUUUGGAGUCGCCUUGGAUUAUCUGGUCGAGAAGGAAGGCACGGAGUCCAGCCAUGGCGUUGGCCCUGGUGCUCUGCGUGUCCCCGCGUUGGUGGAUGAUUCGGUUUCCGCCAUGCGCCAGAUGGACAUGUCAGUGGAAGGUGUCUUCCGGAAGAACGGCAACAUUCGACGAUUGAAGGAGAUCGCAGAAAUGAUCGACACGAAGUAUGAUCAAGUCGAUUUGGCGAAGGAAAACCCAGUGCAAAUUGCCGCUCUGCUGAAGAAGUUCCUCCGUGAGAUGCCCGAUCCCCUCAUGACCUUUAAGCUCCACCGCCUCUUCGUUACAUCUCAAAAGCUCUCCGACCCCGAAAAACAAAAGCGGGUGCUCCACCUGGCCUGUUGUCUUUUGCCCAAACCUCACCGGGACACCCUGGAGGUUCUCUUUGCCUUCUUGAAUUGGACCUCUUCGUUCUCCCACGUGGACGAGGAGUCUGGAAGCAAGAUGGACAUUCACAAUCUUGCAACCGUCAUGACACCCAAUAUUCUCUACCCGAAUGCUAAGAAUAGCACUGUUGAGGAGAGCUUCUUGUCUAUUGAAGCCGUCAACGCUCUGAUCACCUAUAACGACACCAUGUGCGAGAUCCCUGAGGAUCUCCAAUCCAUCCUUAGCGAUCCCAGCCUCUUCAAAGAGAAUGCCGAAGUGACAACGAAAGAAAUUCUGAAGCGGUAUGGCGACAUUGCCCGUGGCAGCUUCUCGCAGAGACCCGAUAACGGCGGCGAGACGUUUACCAUCAACAAUUCCAAUCGAGGCAACAACACGCCGACCUCGGCGCGCAUCGAAACUGAUCCGUCCCAGGACACUGCCUGGCAGAUGCAGAGCUCGGUCCGCCAUGUCCCCGGCCCGAGUGGCCACUCACAUUCUGGCAGCCAAGGUCCUCAAGCCGGCCUGGAUUUUGGACCAGCACCAGCUAACUACCGUGACCGAAGUGUCAGCAAUGGCAGCCAGCAAAAUGAUCCUCAAGUCCAGAGUCUCCCAUACCGACCGCGGCCUAGCCCUGGUGCCAUGGGUGUCCCUGGAUAG